AUGCUCUGGGGUUCCAGUGUGGUGGCACUGAUGAGCAAUCAGCACUGCGUUGAUGGCUGCCAUGUUGCCGGUGUACGGAACUCAUGCCAAUGCCUUUAUUGUUGCCGCUGUUGUUGCCACACUUCGUUGCAUACAUUAGCUGGAACACUUAGGAGUCGUUUGCAUAAUGCUUGUGGCACGAAAAAGGUGACAGGGAAUGCCUUGCCUGAUGGUUGGGAAUCCUGCCAUGCUUCCCCCAUGUCAAUGCAACCGUCAGUGCCACUUCAGCAUGGCAGCGAACAAAUCCCCUUGUUGCUGUGGCACCCCCUGCAGGCCUUCACCAUCGCUGCAUUAGGCGGGGCAGCACUGGUCUCAUACGCCGAGGACGAAGCAGCGAAACUACAACAGUGA
This is a messenger RNA of Ostreobium quekettii, 390 nucleotides long. Lineage: Eukaryota; Viridiplantae; Chlorophyta; Ulvophyceae; Bryopsidales; Ostreobiaceae. The record is from the annotation of a GenBank genome assembly.